Molecule: messenger RNA, 1146 nt
Organism: Uranotaenia lowii
Lineage: Eukaryota; Metazoa; Arthropoda; Insecta; Diptera; Culicidae
Exons: 1
Coding region: 1-1146 (381 amino acids)
Source: RefSeq, a predicted model, not a curated record
AUGAGCCCAUCACCGGGUGACCAUCCUAACCGGACAAUUCCGGAAUGGAUGGAUCCCCAAAGUUUACACGGUCGUUUAUAUUAUUUGACGCUUCAAGGUGCUAAAGGAAAACAACUGCCAAAAAACCCGUUCUUAAUUGGACGUUCCAUCGAGAAUUUUGCGGGUAACAUUGAAGGAGCUUUCUUCGAAAAAUCCCGGAACUGGUACGUGCUUAAGAUCAGGAAUAAAAACCAAGGAAGAUUGCUGACAACAUUGACCACCCUAUUAGACGGUACACCGAUCAUGAUUGGUCGUCAUCCAAGCUUAAAUCAACGGAAACUAGUCGUCACCUGCCGAGAAGUGGACGGAAUGGAUGAUAAAGUCUUGUUGGAAGAACUCUCGCCUCAAAAAGUUAUUGAUGUCCGCCGCAUUACAAAAAAAACCACUACUGGAAUCAUAGGUACCUCAACGUUGAUUCUUACGAUCAACAGCACCAUUAUCCCGGAAUUUAUCAAUUUCGGACUCCUACGCGUUCGAACACGAAUUUACUAUUCGCAGCCUUUAUUAUGUCGACAAUGCUUGCAAUACGGUCACCCUAAAAGCCGUUGCAAGAAUCUGUUGGCAUGCAAAAAUUGUUCUAGAACACAUGAAAGCGCAAACUGCAAAGCCGAACCCUUUUGUGGGAACUGCAAAACAACAGGUCAUUCCCCUUUAGAUAGAAAGUGUCCCAUAUGGACAGCAGAAUCGACAGCUCUUAAGCUCAGCACCGAUAAAAACAUCACGAUCUACGAAGCCCGACGAAUGGUACACACGAGCAGCAACACAACCAGCUACGCGGAUGCAGUGAAAACCAACCAAACACAAAAGAGUACAACACAUCAGCAGCAAGUUAAUAAAAACGAAGAACCAAUCCAACAGACGAGCCAGAACCAGAAAAGAACACUUGAAAAACCGCACACUCCAACAGCACCGCAACAAUCUUUCCAGACUGAUAUCACCAGUUUGGAUUCAGAUUCACCGCCUAGAAAAAGGACCCCUCUUCCAACCUCUGUUCCUGCAACUUCGUCCCUAGAAGUUGUUCGCGAAGAUAUGGUUACAAACUCUUCUCGAUCAGUCGUGACGCGCAGUAUGCAGCAGGCGCGGCGGCCACCAGAGACACCCAAAUAA